This is a messenger RNA of Tremella mesenterica DSM 1558, 1035 nucleotides long. RefSeq lists its product as uncharacterized. The coding region runs from base 1 to 1035 and encodes 344 amino acids. The transcript is spliced from 7 exons. Gene Ontology annotation, molecular function: hydroxypyruvate reductase [NAD(P)H] activity; glyoxylate reductase (NADPH) activity; NAD binding. The record is from RefSeq and is a predicted model, not a curated record. Lineage: Eukaryota; Fungi; Basidiomycota; Tremellomycetes; Tremellales; Tremellaceae. Gene Ontology annotation, cellular component: cytosol.
AUGCCCAAAAUACUUGUAACUAGAAAUUUAGGACCGGACGCAAUGUCCAUCCUCGCUUCUUCAGGCCUGGAAACUAUAAUCAAUCCUCAUGAUGCCGCUCCGAGCCGAGAGUGGGUGCUCGGUCAUUUAGCUGACCCAGAAGUGAGGGGAGUAUGCUUGAUGCAUUCCCAACCUAGCGACAAAGUGGAUGAUGAGUUCUUGAAGGCUUGUAAUGAGAAUUUGAAGGUGGUCUCCACUUUUAGUGUGGGGUAUGACCAUAUCAACAUCGAAGGCGCUAAACGACGAGGUAUCAAGAUAGGACAUACACCGGGAGUAUUGAGUGAUGCUGUCGCUGAUAUCACCGUCAUGUUGGUGUUGAUGACAUUGCGGAGAGUGGAAGAAGGUAUUUCCUUGGUUAAAUCAGGUGGAUGGUCUAAACUCCCAUGGGCACCAUUCAUACUCUGCGGUCCAUCCAUCUCCCAUCCAUCUCUGGUACUAUCUUUCUUAGGUUUUGGUCGUAUAUCACAACAUGUUCUCUCCCGUUUACUAGCUUUCACAUCCAAAACACAUCCUCCUCAAGUCCAAUACGUUUCAUCUCAUGCACGUUCCAACCAAAUGGAGAUCGAUCAACAAUUCAGUCAUAGGUUCGGUGUGAAGGUUAAACUUGUAGAGAGAGAUCAACUUGCUUCAGAAUCGGAUAUCUUGAUAGUUUUAUGUGAUUUGAAUCCCAGUACGAAAGAUUAUGUCAAUUCUGAAUUCCUUGGGAAAAUGAAGAAAACUGCUGUUUUGGUCAAUGCGGCCAGAGGACCUAUCGUUAAUUCUGAUGAUCUAGCUCAUGCAUUAUCGACAGGUCAGAUAUUUGGUGCGGGGUUAGAUGUGAUCACUGGUGAACCUAAUAUAUCAUCUGAUCAUCCUCUUGUCAAAGCUCAGAAUUGUGUGAUCAUCCCACAUAUGGGUUCGGCGGAUGUCGACACGAGGAAAGCCAUGGCGGAAUUGUGCGUUAGGAACGCUAUUGCCGGGGUCAAAGGAGAACCUAUGCCAGCCAUGGUGCAAUAA